Pangasianodon hypophthalmus (striped catfish) is the source of this 1885-nucleotide messenger RNA. RefSeq names its product homeobox A11b (gene hoxa11b). Gene Ontology annotation, biological process: regulation of transcription by RNA polymerase II; anatomical structure development. Gene Ontology annotation, molecular function: RNA polymerase II cis-regulatory region sequence-specific DNA binding; DNA-binding transcription factor activity, RNA polymerase II-specific. Bases 147 to 1010 code for a protein of 287 amino acids. The transcript has 2 exons. NCBI's taxonomy places the organism in Eukaryota, Metazoa, Chordata, Actinopteri, Siluriformes, Pangasiidae. The record is from RefSeq and is a predicted model, not a curated record. Gene Ontology annotation, cellular component: nucleus.
UUCUGCUCUCUGCAAUGGAUGGAGAUGGAUCUCCACGUCACCUCACUGCUCAAAAUUUCUACUCGGCGAUUGCGCUCCAAACCCACUAGAGCUCUGCUCGGCACAACGAUGUGAAGCAGGACCGGCGCUUUGGUACGGGCCAUUAGAUGAUGGAUUAUGAUGAGCGCGUGCCCGUUGGGUCUAAUAUGUAUUUGCCUAACUGCACUUACUACGUUUCCGGAACGGACUUUUCCAGCCUUCCUCCUUUUCUGCCCCAGACCCCGUCUACUUGCCCCAUGACAUACUCUUACUCAUCGUCUAGUCUGCCCCAGGUUCAGUCCGUCCGAGAGGUAGCUUUCAGAGACUAUGCCAUUGACUCUGCCAGCAAGUGGCACCACCGGGCCAAUCUGCCACACUGCUACGCGCCAGAAGACAUGGUGCACCGAGACUGUCUGCCCAACCCGGGGACUUUAGGGGACAUGUUCUCAAAAAACAGCUCGGCUGUUUACCACUCGGGUUCCGGCCAUGCUUCCGGCGUGUAUGGCAGCGUUGGAAGGAACGGGGUUUUGCCCCAAGCUUUUGAUCAGUUUUUCGAAACGGCUUACGGCAACGUGGAGAAUCAAACCAGCGAGCAGGCAGCGAGCAGAUCUACCAGCAGUAAAGCGCCUCCAGCAGCUGCGGCAGCCCUGAGCUCGGGGACAGAGCCAUGCCGGGACGUCGAGGAGGCAGACCGCCGCGAGGAGACCAGCAGCCCCGAAUCGUCUUCCGGCAACAACGAGGAAAAAUACGCGAGCACAAAUGGACAAAAAACCCGAAAGAAGAGAUGCCCCUACUCCAAGUAUCAAAUAAGGGAACUGGAAAGAGAAUUUUUCUUUAGCGUUUACAUAAACAAAGAGAAGAGGCUGCAGCUCUCCAGGAUGCUUAACCUCACCGACCGUCAAGUAAAAAUCUGGUUUCAAAACAGGAGAAUGAAGGAAAAAAAGUUGAACAGAGACCGUUUACAGUACUACUCGGCAAAUCCUUUGCUGUAGAGGUUGUGUGUGUGUAUGUGUGUGUGUGUGUGUGUGUGUGUGUGAGAGAGAGAGAGAGAGAGAGAGAGAGAGAGAUAGGGUGAACUUCAAGGUCGCAGCGCCUGCACAUUCCAGGAGCUGAUCUGAAGGUCCAGAAACCUCAUUUCACCAUCUAUAGGCUAUGCAAUAUCGGCGAUUUUAUUAUUAUUAUUAUUAUUAUUAUUAUUAUUAUUAUUAUUAUUAUUAUUAUUAUGAUUAUUAUUAUGAUUAUGAUUAUGAUUAUUAUUAAUGUUAUUGUUAUUAAUAUUAUUAUUAUUAUUAUUAUUAUUAUUAUUGCAUCGCCUUUCAGUGUCAGAUACAUUUUACAGGGUUUUUUUUUAAUCUUUAAUUGUUUUAUGGCUUUAUUUUCUGACGAUCGUGUGUACUUUAUAUUUAUAAAUGUGAUAUGUAUACCUGUUCAAAACCAUGUAUAGGGGAGAAGUCGCUCUACAGAAGGAAAUUCACUUAAAGAAAGGAUCAUUAAUUCGAUUGUCUUUAUAUUGACAUCAUUUUUUUUUCUUUCUUUUUCUUUUUUUUUUUGUUUUGACAAAGCAAAUGAAUUGGUUUGUACAGAUUGUCUUCUACUUGAAUUUUGUCUUUUUUUGUGCUAGACUUUCAUCUAGGCCUAAAUGACCUGACUUAAUGAAUACGAAAGUGUACGAACUCUAAGACGUGUAUGAAGAACAACUUAAGAGCAAUAUCCAAGUGGACAAGGACACUGCUUAACAUGUUACCAUUUCACUACAAAUGUUAAGCUAAUAUCUUCCAAUUGUCAUACUGUAAUUUUUUUCCAACUUGUGAUACAUUAUGGACUAUGCAUUCAGAACUCGUUAUAUAAAUCGAUUCGUGAAAAGAAA